UUAUUUCUCUUCUUGCGUCACCGGCUUUAUCAGAUAGACCUUCUCUUUCGUUUACACGUUUUCAAACAGAUGACUGCUAUGAACUGAAUCCUGUGUAAAGGAUGCCUCUUGGGUAAUUUAAAGUAGGGAUGCUCCGAUCCGAUCACGUGAUCGGAAAUCGGGCCCGAUCACGUGACUUUUAAAAGAUCGGAAUCGGGUGUUAAAGAUCGGAUUUAACCUUAUAAAACAACAAGCAUGACAUUUUUAAUCAAUCUUGAGUUUCAAAUUGAAUAACAAUGGCUUAAUUUUGUACCAAGUUUCACUUCCUCAAUAACGACAUGACACCAUACGGCAGCCAUAAUGCCACAUGUUUUAAAGUGGACCGUGGAAUUCAGGUAGCAGUUAGCUAGCAGGUUAAUGCUCGUCUCGCUCCAGGAGAGCAAAAAAUGUCAGCGGUUUGGAAUCAUUUUAAACUGGAGACCGAAGGCUGUCCAACAGCCACUUGCAACAUUUGCAAACUGAGUGUUUCACGUGGUGGAAAAGACCGAGCUGCUUUUAACACCACGAACCUGAUCCGGCAUCUUAAGAACAAACAUCCAGCUCAAUAUUCCGAGUUCACCGCGGCAACGCAGAUCAAAACAUGGAGCCAGCCGACACUGGAAGCUAUGCUGAAAAACAAAGAAAAACUUCCUAAGGAUAGCGACAAGGCCAAGAACAUCACAGCCAAGAUAGCUGAAUUUAUUGCACUAGAUGACCAGCCGCUGUCUGUGGUUUCAAACGUAGGAUUUCGCCGUCUCAUGGAGCACCUGGAGCCACGGUACGAGUUACCUUCUCGAAGCUACUUUACAGACACAGCUCUGCCCAGCAUUCACAACAAGCUACGUGACCACCUGUUAGUCAUGUUAUCAAAGGUGUCUGCUUUUGGGUUUACCACGGACAUAUGGAGUUCGUCUGUUUGUCCAAUGUCACUGAUCAGCUUCACUGCACAAUGGAUCGACUCGAGUUUCAAUUUACAACGUGCUACGUUAAAUGCGCAACAUUUUCGCGGAUCUCACACAGCAGAGCAUGUGAAACAGGCUAUUGAAGAGAUGCUGAACAGUUGGGGAAUUGAAAAGGAACGUGUCCAUGUAAUUGUGCGUGACAAUGCGCGAAAUAUGAAGAGAGCCAUGGAGGACUUGGCAGUACCAGGCUUGGGCUGUGUUGCACACACGCUUCAACUUGUUGUGCACGAGGGUCUGCUCUCUCAGCGCAGCGUCACAGACACAAUGGCUAAUGCCAGGAAGAUAAUAGGCCAUUUCAAACAUUCUCCUUUGGCCUAUUCACGCCUGGAAGAUAUCCAGAUUUCUCUGAAGAUGACCGUGAAGCGCCUGCAGCAGGAUGUGCAUGUUAGAUGGAACAGCAGCCUCUAUAUGCUACAGAGCAUUCUGGAGCAAAAGCGAGCGCUCAGCAUCUAUACAGCUGACCACAACCUCCCUGCUACACUAACAUCUAGUCAGUGGACCCUGAUGGAGAAUACAGCUGAAGUGUUAAUUCCCUUGGAAGAACUGACUAGGGAAGUGAGCAAGGAGACUGCAACUGCAGCAGAUGUGAUCCCUGCCAUUUCAGCUCUCAGACGUGUCCUGUCUCGAGAGCAAACGACUGACCAGGGUGUUCGAACCAUGAAAAGAACUCUCCUAGAGGCAGUGGAGACUCGCUUUGCUGAGGUAGAAAAGGAACCACUCUACAGCAUCGCCACUUUAGUGGAUCCAAGAUACAAAGACAGAUAUUUCACAAAGUCAGACCACCUGAGGUUUGCUAAAGAUUCCCUCAUCCAGGAGGUGAUGAAGAUGGAGGAGAACAGGGUUGCCAGUAAAGAACCAGAGGCAGCAGAGCCUGUGAGCAAGGCACCUCGUCAAGGAGCAGGAAGCAGCCUUGGCAGCAUCUUAGAUGAGAUCUUAGAAGAGCGUCAGCCAGAGGCCCAAUCUGUGAGUACCACAUCAGCAGAUGUCCAGGUACGGAUCUACCUUUCGGAACAAACCAUCUCUAGGAAAAGCAAUCCUCUAGACUACUGGAAAACACAUGCUACACAGUUCCCUUCACUGGCUGCUGUUGCAACCAAAUUUCUCUGUGCCCCCUGCACCUCAGUGGACAGUGAGAGACUCUUUAGUGCAGUGUCAAACAUUCUUGACGAGAAUAGGAAUCGGCUCUCCCCCGACAAGUUAGAGAUGCUGAUUUUCCUCAAAAAAAAAAACAUGCACUUUAUUUGGGAGCCUUAGAGUAAAAGUUGAGCUCCAUGUAGAGCACAUGGAAGAGGUGAUUUACCAGUUCUUUGCAAUUUGAUGUUGUUUUAUUCUUGAAUGGUGUUAAGUUUGUACACCACUUUGAUUAGGCAUAUCUUUUGUUCGUUUUAAUAAACUAGUCAGUCUAAAGGCCUAAGAUGUAUUUUAUUUUGUUACCUGACUAAAUUAUGCAACUACCUCUUAGAGGUGGAGGUAAGCACUUUAAUUUAACUUCUAUUAUUGUGUUGAGUUAUUUUACAAACCUUUUCUACUUUUCUAUAAAAACAAAUUUGUUUACAUAUUGUUGCACCACUGAUAAGCUACAAAGAUAUAAUUUUGUUUACUUGGUUUGAAGUGCUGCUGCACUAACAAAAUGUUUCUACUUUCUUAUGGUAUUAUGUUGGAUGCCGUCAUUUAAAUAAUAAUAAAAAAACCUAACAGGUCAA
This is a messenger RNA of Nothobranchius furzeri (turquoise killifish), 2683 nucleotides long. RefSeq names its product zinc finger BED domain-containing protein 4-like. The record is from RefSeq and is a predicted model, not a curated record. Gene Ontology annotation, molecular function: DNA binding. NCBI's taxonomy places the organism in Eukaryota, Metazoa, Chordata, Actinopteri, Cyprinodontiformes, Nothobranchiidae.